Molecule: messenger RNA, 1166 nt
Organism: Momordica charantia (bitter melon)
Lineage: Eukaryota; Viridiplantae; Streptophyta; Magnoliopsida; Cucurbitales; Cucurbitaceae
Gene: PAG1
Product: 20S proteasome alpha subunit G1
Biological process (GO): ubiquitin-dependent protein catabolic process
Cellular component (GO): proteasome core complex, alpha-subunit complex; proteasome core complex
Source: RefSeq, a predicted model, not a curated record
AAAAAGAAGAGAAAAAAGAAGCAAAAGAUUUUCUUGAGAAGAAAGAAAUUGAAGAGCGGAAGAGUAGAAAGAAGGAGCUUCUCUUGUGUUCUUCAUAAGCUGCUCCAUUUCCUGCUCCACAGAGAAGCAAUCGAAUCCGCUCUCCGUUAGGGCAAAGAAUCAGAAAUCAGAAUGAGUAGCAUAGGGACUGGUUACGAUCUUUCCGUCACCACAUUCUCCCCAGAUGGCCGCGUUUUCCAGAUCGAGUACGCCGCUAAGGCCGUCGACAACAGCGGGACUGUAAUUGGAAUCAAAUGCAAGGAUGGAGUCGUUAUGGGCGUGGAAAAGCUAAUUACCUCUAAGAUGAUGCUUCCCGGUUCUAAUAGAAGAAUUCACGCAGUUCAUCGUCAUUCUGGCAUGGCUGUGGCAGGAUUGGCAGCAGAUGGAAGACAAAUAGUUGCUCGAGCCAAAUCUGAAGCAACCAACUACGAAAGUGUUUACGGUGAACCAAUCCCUGUAAAGGAACUAGCUGAUCGUGUUGCUAGUUAUGUGCAUCUCUGUACACUUUACUGGUGGCUCAGACCUUUCGGAUGCGGGGUAAUUCUCGGAGGUUAUGAUAGGGAUGGACCACAACUGUACAUGGUUGAACCAUCCGGUGUUUCCUAUAGGUACUAUGGUGCUGCAAUCGGCAAGGGUAGGCAAGCUGCAAAAACGGAAAUUGAGAAGUUGAACCUCUCUGAACUGUCUUGUCGGCAAGGGGUCAUUGAAGUAGCCAAGAUUAUAUAUGGAGUACAUGAUGAGGCGAAGGAUAAGGACUUCGAAUUGGAAAUGAGUUGGAUCUGUGAUGAAUCAAAACGCCAACAUCAGAAGGUUCCGGAUGAUCUUCUUGAGGAAGCAAAGGCAGCAGCUAAAGCUGCCCUGGAAGAGAUGGAUGCUGAUUAAGGAAGUUGGAUAUCUAUAGGUGUUAUCACUGUGCUGCAAAUUGCAAUUGCUUUAUUUAGUUUCAAGUGUCUGAUUUGAGCAUCCUGUAUGAAUUUUUCCCUAGGAUUCAGGAACUGAAACUUUUAAUGUGAUUUUCAUACUGCUUUGUUGACUGUUCUUAAAUCAAAUUGGGAUUUUUUUUCCCUCUUCAAUUUCCACCUGCUCCAAUUGAAUUUUCAAUAUGAUCAGGAGUCAUGAUUUGCAAA